AUGCUUCCACGGCCAAAACGUUUCUUUUUUGGCGAAAUUGUGCAAAAAGACCAAAAAACAAAUGUUCUUGAGGAAGGCGACAUCACGCAUCUCACCAUUGUCCAUCAAGCAAUGCCGCUCCUUCCUGCCGCGGACCUUGACAGCUCCUACGCGAUGGCGAAGCUCCAGAUGGACGAGAGUGCGAGCCAAGGGAGUACUUGUCCAACAUGCACCUUCAUCAACAAGCCCGGGUCCGCGCUCUGUGCCAUGUGCGAGCAAUUCAUCGGUCCAAGGGCCCAUGCUAUUCACAACGACGGGUCGUGGAGCUGCGGAUCGUGUGAGCACCACAACGCAAGCGGGAUGCAGGAAUGUUACUACUGUGACGCUCCGUACGUGUCGGCCGUCGCCAGCGCCGCCCCCCUCACGAUCUAUUGCUCUCGGUGCGGCGUGCGCAACUCCGGGACCGCAGGAACUUGCAUUUCGUGCAAUCACGUACUGCUCUCCAAGUUUGAGUCGCUCAAGCACGAAUGGAGCGACACGACAAAUCAAGUCGCACGCGAAUUGGGGCUUCACGUCAAGGUCAAGUGUCCAGGUUGCAUGAAGGUGUGCAACGUGCCGUCAUCAGCGUGUUUUCGAUGCGGAGCGUGUGGCGUGUGCUUUGCUGCCCCGUCGGUGGGCUCGGUCACGAGCUUCCACGUGGCGCGGCUGACGCGGUCUCUCUCGUCCAGCGUACUCACGUUGUUCCAAAAGACCGACCCAGUGGACGACGACAUGGCCAAAAGCAAAAUGACCAUGUCGCGGGCGCUCAUGAGUUUGUUUCAGCAAGACGGCAGCAGCGACGAAGAAGACGACAAUUACUUGUUUGGCCCGCCGCGGCAUAGCACACCGCCGCCGUCUGCCACUUCCACGGGACGCCCCGCGACGGACAUUCCGAUCGGUAUCCGCAUCCCAAAUGCCUCGGACGACGACUACCUCAGCACUCAGAGCAGCCACCGUGUCGUGGUGGUGGAUGGCGUCCAACUGCCACCCCCGCCAUCGCAAAACUUGCCACUCGACGUGAUGGAGACAUUCGUGGCGCCGCCGCCCAUGCGCAAGUCCAAGAGUGCCCCCACCGCGCUGUCGUUGUCGUACGAACGGGAUUGGGACCUGCGCUAUGACACAAGCCGCUUGAGUCCUGUCUCGUCCGCUCAAUCUUCGUCCCGAGGGUCGUGGGUGCGCCCGCCGCUGUCGGAUGCAGACAACGAUGCAGACGAAUCCAAGGAAGAGCUAGAUGACCAGGACAUCCUUGCCAGCCUGCGCCUCUCGUCCAACUCACAGCCCGACGGUGGCUUCAACGUCCCGAACGCCGACACGAUUCACAUUUGACCAUCCUUAAGAUAUUUGCAUGCAGCAUUUUCCCAACAUUCUGACCGAGGCCAAACUCCAUGAGCUGUUUGGAUCGACUUGGCGGUUAGUAGAAUUGGCGAGGCCGCUUGGCGCUGUCGCCGCCGUCAAUCCAUCCACCUCGCUGAGGGGGGUACCCUUGGUCGUAAUCAAGGUCUGGUCGGGGAUGGUCGUGGAACCGCGACGGUCGCUGGCGGUCCCGGCUGUCGCUACGGUGGGAAGUACGCUCGGCACUGCGGCGCCGUUCGUCUUGGUGCCGCGACGUGUUUCGGUGCCUCGAUCGACUGCGCGAACGCGAGCGGGACCGGCCGCUUCGAUGGGAUGAUGCUCGCCAGUCCAUGCCGCCGCCGUUGUUGGCGUCGCGAUCCAAGUACGACGACGGCUUCCUUGCGUACUGGUCGUCUUGGUAAGUUCCUUGAUGCUGGGGUCGGUGGUUCUGAUGGUGAAAGGGGGAGUGGAGGGCGCUGUCGCUGCGUCGAUGUUCCAAGUAGUGGUCAUGGGGCACCGACGUCGAUGGCACGUCUGUGUGGCUGUGGCGGCGUUGCAGAGCCGCCGCCGCUUCAUGCUCGCGUCGUUUUCGUUCUUUGGCUUCCGCGGCUUCCACGCACAGUUCAAACAGAGCCUGCAUUUCGCUGGUUUCGUCGUCCGCGCGGACCGCGAUUUCUUUCAAAGCCGUUUCCUCCAGGACAACGUGGUUGGUCAAGCUCUUGAAGUGCGCCGUCAGAGCCGUCCGUUUGUCCAGCUGCGCCUCCAAGUGCUGACGGAAUGCAGCCACUUGCGUCGCGCUCGAUUCUAGAUCGAUUUCGAACACGGGAAGCUCAAGCUGGUCCCAGUUUGUCGUUGGAGAGUCAUCUUCAUCGGACACAUUUGUGGCCCGCAAGAAGUUGUGGAGGUUCGAACUCAACUGGAACAUCCGGUCACUGAGAAGGUCAGUCGACACGACAGCCCCUUCAAGCUCCUCGAUCAUUUGAACAGUUUUCCGCGUCAGUUCCGAGUCGACGGCGUCUGGAAUGUCUUGCAGUACAAGCGACUCGUCGUCCGCUUUUGACGUCGCUGCGUGCUGCUUCGCCAGUGUCAUCGUGUCCUUCAGUGCUUCUUUCCGUGCCUUCACCACAGUGCUACACAUGUCGCUCAUCGUGUCGAUCACGUGGUCACUCAGUACAUGCCGUUCCCGCCACACCUGGACGAGCUUGCGGACGAUAUCUUGGGUUUUCUGUGUCCCUUCCGACAUCGUGACCGCGAUCGCAAGCAACAACUUCUCGGAAAAGGCGUCGGGGAUGUCGCGACCGUACUUGCGCAUGCCUGUUUGCAUCACGUCGUUGGCAACGUAAAAAUGCACGAUCUGGUGGGCAGCCUUUUGGUUCACAAAGCUCGAGUACCACACGUCCACCAUUUCCGCUAUGGCCCGCCGGUGGAACAAGAUCCAUCCGCUCAGCCCCUGAAUACUUGCCGCGGUGUCGGUGCACAUGGCGAGCUUGUCUGCGAAGCGGUCAGGGGAGAAGUCGGACGGCAUCGUGCGCCCGUGCGUUGUCUGAACGGUUCUUGUGGUGGAGCGCCCAAAAAACUCC
Messenger RNA from Aphanomyces invadans, 2930 nucleotides. RefSeq lists its product as hypothetical. Bases 1 to 1344 code for a protein of 447 amino acids. The record is from RefSeq and is a predicted model, not a curated record. The transcript is spliced from 5 exons. NCBI's taxonomy places the organism in Eukaryota, Oomycota, Saprolegniomycetes, Saprolegniales, Verrucalvaceae.